AUGAGAGAUAUAAUUGGUCAGCAUGAAAUGGAGAAAACAUCAAAAUUAUUGAAAGACUGUCUUUGUUAUUCUGUACAAAUUGACGGCAGUUCUGAUUGCCAGCAAGUUGAUUCUAAGUUCAUAACAGCAAGGUAUGUGCCUCCAGAAGAGGUAAAUGUCAAUACUCUUUUUCUUGGGAUUUUGUCCAGUGAUUUGGGGGGAGCACCUGGGCUGCUUGAUGCCUUUGUGUCUUGUUUAAAUGGUGUUAAGGUCGAGACAACAAAGCUGGUAGGCGUAACAACUGAUGGGGAGAAUGCCAACACAGGAAAGAAAGGUGGUUUGUGGAAACUGUUAAGAGAACAUACUGGAAGAGAUAUCCUGACUGCAUGGUGUGUUUGCCAUCGCUCAGAUUUAGCUUUUGAGUCUGUACAAUCUCAGGUUUCAGAGCUGUCCAUUUGGAUGUCUAAUGUUCUUGCAGUGUCAACAUUCUUCAGAGCAUCACCAUGGCAAACCAAGUUGCUACACCAGGUAUGAGUGAUUUGUUUAUAUAUCAAUACAAUUAUUUUAGACAAUUUGCAGAAUGUUAAAUGCAGUUAGAAAAGAGAAGAAUGCAUUUUACUUUAAAUGCUAUGAGCAUAACAUACUUCAAUGUUGGUAACUACAUAUAAACCACUUGUUUUACAUUUUAUUUGUAAGCAGUUAACCCAGUAUGUAUAACUUUUACAGGAAGACGGCAACUGUUUAACAUCCCCAAAACACUUUGAUGUGAGAUUUGCUGAACACACGUUAAACAUUUUAAAGGCUGUGCUAAAUAAUCUUGAAGCUGCCAGAAACCUAUGGUCAAAAAUAACCAAUGGGACUAUUGAAUCAGACAAAACAGAAAAAGCAACAACACAAGGUUUUCUAAGAAAAUGGAAGAAAGGCACACAGCAGGUAAUUAAAUGUAAUUUGUCAUAA
Molecule: messenger RNA, 936 nt
Organism: Paramuricea clavata
Lineage: Eukaryota; Metazoa; Cnidaria; Anthozoa; Malacalcyonacea; Plexauridae
Source: the annotation of a GenBank genome assembly